Messenger RNA from Colias croceus (clouded yellow), 1286 nucleotides. Its product is annotated as clavesin-1-like. Bases 405 to 1286 code for a protein of 293 amino acids. Gene Ontology annotation, molecular function: phosphatidylinositol bisphosphate binding. Gene Ontology annotation, cellular component: membrane. The transcript has 7 exons. NCBI's taxonomy places the organism in Eukaryota, Metazoa, Arthropoda, Insecta, Lepidoptera, Pieridae. The record is from RefSeq and is a predicted model, not a curated record.
UUGUUACAAUUAUUAUUAUUGAUUGCGUUACGAUACGAUACAGCAACUACGCUUUCACAGAGCAUUUGUGAAAAAACCGCCUUUGAUACAUGCGUAUCUAACUAAUAUUUUAUGAAAACAUAAAAAUAUUUAUAACUUAUAAUUAUUUUUUCAAGUCAAGCCUUGUUAGGUAACUGUGAAUAGUCCUUAAAAGUAAAUUUCUUUCAUAAAAGUGGUAAUUAAUGAAAAUAAUUUAUUUGUUUGUUAGUUUUUAAGUUAUGUUGUGCAACAUUUACGUAAACAGUGGUACUAGGAGAAUUGAUUUGAAAGGAGAUACAGAUUAAGGGCCAAUAAGGAAUCACAAUAAAGCAGUCUGUGUUGGAUUUUGAACUACUUCGUAACUCAGGACUGGUUCAAGAGUAACUAUGCUACUACGUAAGACGUUCCGUGAAAUCGCAUUCAAAGCCGAACUGGAUCGCCACAUUGUUCCCGAGUGCGAGGACCAGGCCCGCAUAUUGUGUGGAGAGGAUCCAGAUAAUCGGACAAACGCGAUCAAGGAACUGAGGGACAUGAUACUUGACAGAGGUGAAUGUAACCCGCCUCGGUUGGACGAUGCGUUCUUAUUGAAAUUUUUACGUGCCCGUCGUAGUAUUCCCGCUCGGGCUCAUCGCUUGUUGGUACGUUACUGCAGAUUUCGAGAUCAAAACCCGAAAUUAUGGAAGGACGUAUAUUGGUACGGCCUUGCUCGUCUUGGGCAUAUCUUCGAAGGCGUGUUGUAUGACAGGCCUGAUGUUGGUCGACUUAUCAUUGGAAGACUUGGUGAAUGGGACCCGGACAUCAUAACAGCCGAGGAGUUGAUGAGCGGUAUGCUUCUGCUGCUUGAAGUGGGCAUCAUGCAGCCAAAACUUCAGGUGCUCGGUGGGAUUGCUCUGCUGGACUGUGAAGGGAUGACGCUGUACCACAUGAGGCAGCUCACGCCCACUGUCGCGAUACAGGCUAUGAAUGUCAUGGGGUACUCCUUCCCUCUACACCAACGUGGCGUGCAUGUCAUCAAUUGUUCUAGAAUCAUCGAGAAGCUUUUCUACUUAUUCAAACGGCUAGCUCCAGUCGAUGAUAUCUGGAAAAAUGUCUACUUCCACGGAUACGACAACAGUUCCUUGCACCGGUACAUAGAUCCUCAAUGUCUACCUGUACGAUACGGCGGCUUCAGAGAGGCUGUAUCGCUGGGAGAAUGGUUAACAGCCAUCAGGCAAUAUAAGGACGAAGAGUUUGACAAGGAUAUGAGUAGCAUAGGUUAUGCAGUGUGA